AUGUUGUUAUCCCUGCUGAUUUUGCUAGGUUCUUCCAUGAUUCAGUCUCAUUCAUUAGGUCUGUUAGUUACAUACUGUGUAGCCCAGCCGUUGUUUCCUUGACUGCCUCCUAACAUAUUUGUGAGCCUGGCUCAAACCUUAAAGACACUGAAGCUGAGGAGAAACCCAGUGAAGCUGUCUCUCUACAGGCACUUCACUAACACACUCAUCUUCGCCAUUAUCGGUGAGUACGUUGUUAAAUUGAUGUACAGCCAGGAAUACUAUUUUCAUGUUUUUAUCGUUCAUGGGUGUCGGAAAGUAUUCAGACCCCUUGACUUUUUCCACAUUUUGUUAUGUUACAGCCUUAUUCUAGAAUGGAUAAAAUAAUUGUUUUCCCUCAUCAAUCUACACACAAUACCCUAUAAUGACAAAGCAAAAACAGGUUAUUAGACAUUCUUGCAAAUGUAUAAAAAAUAAAAAACGGAAAUACCUAAUUUACGUAAAUAUUCAGACCCUUUGCUAUGAGACUCGAAAUUGAGCUCAGGUGCAUCCUGUUUCCAUUGAUCAUCCUUGAGAUGUUUCUUCAACUUGAUUGGAGUCCACCUGUGGUCAAUUCAAUUGAAUGGACAUGAUUUGGAAAGGCCACACCUGUCUAUAUAAGGUCCCACAGUUGACAGUGCACGUCAGAGCAAAAACCAAGCCAUGAGGUCGAAGGAAUUGUCCGUAGAGCUCCGAGACAGGAUUGUGUCUAGGCACAGAUCUGGGGAAGGGUACCUCCAUCAUUCUUAAAUGGAAGAAGUUUGGAACCACCAAGACUCUUCCUAGAGCUGGCCGCCUGGCCAAACUGAGCAAUCUGGGGAGAAGGGCCCUGAUGGUCACUCUGACAGAGCUCCAGAGUUCCUCUGUGGAGAUGGGAGAACCUUCCAGAAGGACAACCAUCUCUGCAGCACUCCACCAAUCAGGCCUUUAUGGUAGAGUGGCCAGACAGAAGCCACUCCUCAGUAAAAGGCACAUGACAGCCUGCUUGGAGUUUGCCAAAAGGCACCUAAAGGACUCAGACCAUGAGAAACAAGAUUCUCUGGUCUGAUGAAACCAAGAUCGAACUCUUUGAAUGCCAAGAGUCACGUCUGUAUGAAACCUGGCACCAUCCCUACGGUGAAGCAUGGUGGUGGCAGCAUCAUGCUGUGGGGAUGUUUUUCAGCGGCAGGGACUGGGAGACUAGUCAGGAUCAAGGGAAAGAUGAAUGGAGCAAAGUACAGAGCUCCUUGAUGAAAACCUGCUCCAGAGCACUCAAGACCUCAGACUUGGGUGAAGGUUCACCUUCCAAUAGCUCAACGACCCUAAGCACACAGCCAAGACAACACAGGAGUGGCUUUGGGACAAGUCUCUGAAUGUCCUUGCGUGGCCCAGCCAGAGUCCGGACUUAAACCCGAUCAAACAUCUCUGGAGAGACCUGAAAACAGCUGUGGAGCGACUCUCCCCAUCCAACCUGACAGAGUUUGAGAGGAUCUGCAGAGAAGAAUGGGAGAAACUGCCCAAAUACAGGUGUGCCAAGCUUGUAGCGUCAUACCCAAGAAGUCUCAAGGCUGUAAUCGCUGCCAAAGGUGCUUCAACAAAGUACUGCGUGAAGGGUCUGAAUACUUAUGUAAAUGUGAUAUUUCAGUUUUUAAUUUGUAAUAAAUUAGCACCAAAAAAUCAACUGUUUUUGCUUUGUCAUUAUGGGGUAUUGUGUGUAGAUUGAUGAGGCUGUAAUGUAACAAAAUAUGCAAAAAGUCAAGGGGUCUGAUUUCUUUCCGAAUGCACUGUAUAAGGCAUUAUGAACAAAGUUAUGAAUUGUUAUACGUAUGUAGCCUAGUUCAUAGAAAGUGUUGACAAACUAUUCUAAAUUAAAGUUUCACAAUUUAAUGGAAAUGGUCUGAUGCAGUUUUGGUUGUAUUUUUUCCCACCUUCAGCUUCAAUCGUUUUCAUGGUGUGGACGACAAAAAAAUUCAGACUAGCCGACUGUCAAUCUGUGAGUAUGUCUUCUAGAAAUGGUCCAGUUGUGUGUGAUCCAGGUUCUUUGGAUCAAGGUUUGAGUGCUCUGUGCAUUUCUUAAAGGUUCCGCACAGUUAUGAACAAAACAUCACCCAUAAUACUUUUUACACUAUUAAAAUGCUCAGAAUUGAAGCCCCAAUGACACAAGCUACUCAAGCUGUAGCUACAUCAACACUAGCUACACCAACUGUAGCCACAUCAACACUAGCUACACCAACUGUAGCUACAUCAACACUAGCUACACCAACUGUAGCCACAUCAACACUAGCUAUAUCAACUGUAGCUACAUCAACACUAGCUACACCAACUGUAGCUACAUCAACACUAGCUACACCAACUGUAGCUACAUCAACACUAGCUACACCAACUGUAGCUAAGUCACACAACAGAUGAAAUGUUACCAGUAUCAUUGGUCGUAAGUUCUACUUGAGGUUUACAUUUGACAUUUUAGUCAUUUAGCAGAUGAUCUUAUCCAGAGCCACUUAGAGUAGUGAGUGCAUACAUUUUCAUACUUUUCCCCCCGUACUGGUCCCCCGUGGGAAUCGAACCCACAACCCACAUGGGACCGGUUUGUAAACAAAGCAAGGUGUAGGCGCACGUCAUGACGGUUUUAAGGCGGAACAUAUUUAAAUUAGUAAAGAUAAGAUGCUACCAUUGGUGUAUUACAUUUCCUGCUUUAUGUGGCGUUGCAUAAAGACGGAACUUCUUUGAACUGGUACUGGUUUCAUCCAAAUAUCAUCCAAUUUGAUGAAAAACAAGAUUUUCACUGUUCGGGACUUUUAAGACAUUGAAUCAACAGUAUUGAGUCCUCAUGGCUAAUGUAUUGUAAAUAAUGCCAACUCAAGACAGCCAUAUUGGGUCAUGAAUUGAACAGUAUCAUGGCUGACAUAUUGUUUGUAUAAUUCUAUAUAACAGGACUGGGUGGAGCUGUGGGUAGAUGAUGCCUUCUGGAGGUUCCUGUUCUCUAUCAUACUGCUGGUUAUCAUGUUCUUAUGGAGACCCUCUGCUAACAACCAGAGGUGAGGUUCAAGGGGUGUGGGUGUGUGUGCGGGAGGUUAUAUACAGGGGGUACCGGUACAGAGUCAAUGUGAAAUAACAGUAGGGAGGCUAUAUACAGGGGGUACCGGUACAGAGUCAAUGUGCAGGGGCACAGGUUAGUCGAGGUAAUUGAGGUAAUAUGUACAUGUUGGUAGAGUUAAAGUGACUAUGCAUAGAUAAUAAACAGAGUAGCAGCAACGUACAAGUUGGGGUCAAAAUGCAAAUAGUCCGGGUAGCCAUUUGAUUAGCUGUUCAGGAAUCAUAUGGCUUGGGGGUAGAAGCUGAUAAGAAGCCUUUUGGACCUAGACUUGGUGCUCCGGUACCGCUUGCCGUGCGGUAGUAGAGAGAACAGUCUAUGGCUAGGGUGGCUGGAGUCAAUUUUGAGGCCCUUUCUCUGACACCGCCUGGUAUAGAGGUCCUGGAUGGCAGGAAGCUUGGACCCAGUGACGUACUGGGCCGUACGCACUACCCUCUGUAGUGCCUUGCGGUCGCAGGCCGAGCAGUUGCCAUAUCAGGCAGUGAUGCAACCAGUCAGGAUGCUGUCGAUGGUGCAGCUGUAUACGUUUUUGAGGAUCUGAGGACCCAUGCCAAAUCUUUUCAGUCUCCUGUGGGUGAAUAGGCUUUGUCGUACCCUCUUCACGACUGUCUUGGUGUUUGGACCAUGUUAGUUUGUUGGUGAUGUGGACACCAAGGUACUUGAAGCUCUCAACCUGCUCGACUACAGCCCCAUCAAUGAGAAUGGGGGCGUGCUCGGUCCUCUUUUUCCUGUAGUACACAACCACCAACAGUCAGUCAGGGAGACUCACCUUUCCACUCUUCAAAGCUUCACAGAGGAAACAAACUUAAACAGCCUUUCUCUAAAUGUUCUGGAGCUUUCUAACAAUUUAAGACUUUAUAACUGUUCAUAAUGUUUCCUUUGUUCUCCUCAGAUAUGCGUUCACUCCUCUGAUGGAUGACUCUGACGAUGAGGAGAUUGAGGAGUUCCUGGUGUCAGCUAAUUUAGGUACUGUACAAGUAGUCUGUUUUUAUGUUUAUCCUCUUUAGUGGUCAUGUGUCUGAACGUUGGUGCUCAUUCUCUCUGUGUUUCAUCACAGCUGAUGGCAUAAAGCUGAGAGCCACCAACUCCAAGAGUGAAAUGAACGGCUCAGCCAAGCCUUCAGGAUCCAACCCG
Coregonus sp. 'balchen' is the source of this 4222-nucleotide messenger RNA. NCBI's taxonomy places the organism in Eukaryota, Metazoa, Chordata, Actinopteri, Salmoniformes, Salmonidae. The record is from the annotation of a GenBank genome assembly.